Molecule: messenger RNA, 9426 nt
Organism: Oncorhynchus tshawytscha (Chinook salmon)
Lineage: Eukaryota; Metazoa; Chordata; Actinopteri; Salmoniformes; Salmonidae
Exons: 9
Coding region: 1540-8790 (2416 amino acids)
Biological process (GO): male meiotic nuclear division; homologous chromosome pairing at meiosis; regulation of double-strand break repair via homologous recombination
Cellular component (GO): nucleus
Source: RefSeq, a predicted model, not a curated record
GAGUGUCCCCUUAAAUUGCAAGUACAAAUUGUAUGACACUCACAUUUGAGUGACAAAUGCAUCUGAGACAAGCUUGAAGAUUUUUAUCCACAAUUCUGAGUAUGGGUGAUGUUCUGGAUUAGGGCAGCACCAUGGAGACACUCGGUAGCAAGAGAGAGAUGGCACUUCCAUCCCGAAGCUCUUCCCAGGCAAUAGGAGCUCUGACCCUGAGCUCUUCCCAGGUAAUAGGAGCUCCGACCGUGAGCUCUUCCCAGGCAAUAGGAGCUCUGACCCUGAGCUCUUCCCAGGCAAUAGGAGCUCAAACAGUGAGCUCUUCCCAGGUAAUAGGAGCUCCGCCCCUGAGGAAUUUCACCAUUCCCAGGAGGAAGAGGGGAGAUGGAAAAGCUCUUUUGGAUGUCUGCCUCAAAGAGAGCAGGGACUAUAGUCUGAUACAGACAACUCUGAAUGAGUCCCGAUUGGACAUGGGCAAAGAGAUAUCCUUCAGCUGGCAGUGGGAUGAUGUCACGCUAAUACACAACGAGGAGCUUCUGCGAGAGUUCUUUGAAAAAAGUGGAAUCUGCUGAGGAGAGGAAGGCUCAUAAUAAUGCCUGGAAUGGAAUCAAUGGAAUGGUAUCAAACAUAUGGUAUCCAGCAACAUCUGACUAUCUAAUAUCCUUUUAUAUUGCUUUGUUAUCAUCCUCUAAAGAGGGUGUUGUUAUCCCCUAUCAAGUAAAGAGGGUGUUGUUAUCCCCUAUCAAGUAGAGGGUGUUGUUAUCCCCUAUCAAGUAAAGAGGGUGUUGUUAUCCCCUAUCAAGUAAAGAGGGUGUUGUUAUCCCCUAUCAAGUAGAGGGUGUUGUUAUCCCCUAUCAGGUAAAGAGGGUGUUGUUAUCCCCUAUCAGGUAAAGAGGGUGUUGUUAUCCCCUAUCAAGUAAAGAGGGUGUUGUUAUCCCCUAUCAAGUAAAGAGGGUGUUGUUAUCCCCUAUCAAGUAGAGGGUGUUGUUAUCCCCUAUCAGGUAAAGAGGGUGUUGUUAUCCCCUAUCAGGUAAAGAGGGUGUUGUUAUCCCCUAUCAGGUAAAGAGGGUGUUGUUAUCCCCUAUCAGGUAAAGAGGGUGUUGUUAUCCCCUAUCAGGUAAAGAGGGUGUUGUUAUCCCCUAUCAGGUAAAGAGGGUGUUGUUAUCCCCUAUCAGGUAAAGAGGGUGUUGUUAUCCCCUAUCAGGUAAAGAGGGUGUUGUUAUCCCCUAUCAGGUAAAGAGGGUGUUGUUAUCCCCUAUCAGGUAAAGAGGGUGUUGUUAUCCCCUAUCAGGUAAAGAGGGUGUUGUUAUCCCCUAUCAGGUAAAGAGGGUGUUGUUAUCCCCUAUCAGGUAAAGAGGGUGUUGUUAUCCCCUAUCAGGUAAAGAGGGUGUUGUUAUCCCCUAUCAGGUAAAGAGGGUGUUGUUAUUCCCUAUCAAGUGUUCUCUUUGAAGUUGAAAUAUGCCUGUGUGUGGAAAUUGCACAUCCAUAAUUUCCUAGUUUUACCAAUUAUCUUUUUAUGCCUACUUUGCGGGAUCUCUAAAUUGCCUAAUGAGGGAAUCACUAAUAUAUGUAGACUUGGUGUUAUGUUUAAUUUCACAACACUGUGUGAUACAUCUAACCCUGUCGACCAGUCAUUUGCUUUCAUGUUCCUAUUAUCUCAGAUCUGAAAUGCGUUUAAAGGAUAGACACGUCAGAGAAAUGGAGGAGAGGUUCUGUUUUUUAGUCACCUCUGACCAAAAAGCUAAGCAAAUGUAUCAACACGGACUGAAGGUUGAGAACACAGAUCAACACUCUCUGGGAAACCCGUCAUAUGGAGUCUAUUUGCACAGGCACGCUGAUGUGGCCUUGAAAAAUAUCAGCGGCAACACCCCUGCUGGAAAAAUCCUCAUCAUUUUCAAGGUUCUCUUUGGCAAGGUGAAAAAAGUACCUCCAUGUUAUGGAAGGAACAGCACACAUGAUCCAACGGUGAAUUACGAUUGUCACGUGUCCAAAGACCCCGCUGUCCCGAGGGACAGCUUGUCUCAGCAAGUUUUGAGCUCGUCAGUGUUCCUGUUUGACUACAACGAAAACCAGGAGCUAAAACAGAGACCAAGGCAAUGUUUGCCAUAUGCUAUGGUUUCAUUGGUUCCUUCUGUAAAUUCUUCUCCGACUAGCACUCUAGUUCCAUCUGUAAAACUGGGGCCAAAAACAAAGGAUUCAGCGGCAUGUUUGGAGACCUGCACCGUGGCUCAAAGAGUGGGUAGAGGUCAGAAUGCGACCGUGACAUUCAAACAUUUUGGGACAACUGAAAGUCCAUUGCCUGGAUACAGAUCUCAGGGAUUUGGAACAAACCCCCCAUUCCAAAGAGGUGAUCAACAGAACUUCCAAAACAUUACAUCAAUCGCAAACCAAUUGUAUCACAACGGAAGUGACCAACCCCCACCGCCUCCACUACACAUUAGUCCCUGCGACCAGCCCCCACCACCUCCACCGCCCUUGGGUCCCUGCGACCAGCCCCCACCGCCCUUUAGUCCCUGCGACCAGUCCCCAGCGCCCAUUAGUCCCUGCGACCAACCUCCAACACCUUUUAGUUCCUGUGUCCAGCCCCCAUCACCCUUUAGUUCCUGUGUCCAGCCCCCAUCACCUUUUAGUUCCUGUGUCCAGCCCCCAUCACCUUUUAGUUCCUGUGUCCAGCCCCCAUCACCUUUUAGUUCCUGUGUCCAGCCCCCAUUACCUUUUAGUUCCUGUGUCCAGCCCCCAUCACCCUUUAGUUCCUGUGUCCAGCCCCCAUCACCCUUUAGUUCCUGUGCCCAACUUCUACCACCUUUUAGUUCCUGUGUCCAACCCACACCGUCUCCAUCACCCUUUAGUCCCUGCGACCAGCCCCCACCACCCUUUAGUUCCUGGGCUCCUCCUUUACCACCACCAUUCACUGGUUCAAUUACCUUCUUGGAAGACAAUGGACUGGUUACUGAUCCUAUACAUUUACAGAUCCCAAGCCAUGCUGGAACAGCUCAAUUUGACCAUAAUAAACCCCACUUAUGUAACCAAGUUCAGUCUUGUCAACAAGUUUCGAACACCCUGUCCACGAACCAGGAUAACUUAUGGCGACAGUCUACAUCUGCAACAGGUGCAUUGGAACCAGUCUCUACUAUAGUUUAUUCUUCACGUGUGAUUAAGGAUCCCAGAUUGUCGGCACGAGACACUAACAACAUGCAGAGAUCGAUUUCAAUGGAGUCAGAGAGCGGUCAACAAACAAGUACCUCUGUCUGCAUAUUGACCGUGAAGCCAGAGCAUAAGAAUCUCCAAAAUGUACCAAAACAGGAGAAAAAUCUCAGGGAAACUGGAAAAAAGAAUGAUCCAAAACCAUGCCAGCCUGAUACACCAAUAGAUUGUUCUACUGCUACUUUGGUGAAUAUUUCAGCUCCAUCCUCUGUGAUACCUACAACUGAGAAUCAGCCAUCAUCUAGAAUGCUUAAAAUGAAGUUCCAGAAGUAUUCUCCAUAUUUUCAUCUGACCAAAGAGGAGAGGAAGGCAAAAAUUGGUUCUCUACAACAUCUGUCAUUUGAUGAGAAAAAUACAUUAUUAGAGAGAACCAAUUUUUAUGCAACCUAUUUUCAGAAGUCCAGGUGUCUACUCAAUCAAAAUGACAAGGUCACUGCAGUCGACCCUGGGCGGCUAUGUAAACCAGGAAGUAUAAAAAGAUGCUUGUCCAGCACAGAAAAGACUCAAAAGACUCAUGAUGACAGUGGUGCAUACUUGCAGCAGCAGGUGAGACAACAUAAUCUGCCCCAGUACACCACAAAUGGUGAUCAGAGUUCAAAACCUAUCCCAGAAAUUUCAGCCCAUAAUCCAUCAAUUGUCUGUGGGGCUGUGGAGGAAAACGUGGCCCUCCAAUUUGAGAGGAACACAGGCAAUAUGGAACCAGAGGACAUGAACCUUUGCAGCCCAGAAUCCACUACUACAUGUCUCACAGAAACGGAAGAGGAUGUGCACAAAGUUACUGUGGAACCACAAGAUGAAAUGGCAAUGAAAAAUGACUCACCGAUUCCAUUCCUUCCCCAGACUGUCAACCAAACUGCAACCUCUGAAAGCCGGCAGGAAACAGAGGUGAGGUCCAAUCUUAACUCAGCAACAGAGGAAAAACCUCAGGAUGCUCUAAAUGAAAACUCUAAUGCAAGCAAGCAGAACACAGAGGCAAGCUCCAAACCAAAUUCCAUAAGAUAUGAAAAAAAUCUAAACAUUGUACCUGAAAUCGCUGAGGGAAACAGACAGAGCAGAGAACUGAAGUGUGAACCAAUCUUAGCAGAGAAAAACAAAACAAAUGCUGUAAGUUCAGUGGAUGACACAAUGGUGAACGAAAAUCCCUCAGAAACAAGGUGUCCAGUCAUUUAUGAGAGCCAUACUGAUAUCAUGGAUGCUUGUGAAGAGGUUUGUGGUACGGGAACAUCAGAGGAAGUUAUGAGUGUCACGGUCUUCUGUCCUGGAGUCAUGUCAAGGCAAAAUCAUGAAAGGCUUUUGCAGAAAGACAGAGAAUGUUAUGGAAUUGGCCAACAUCAACAAAAUGAAUCCAAUACAUUUUCUACCUGUGGUGACUUAGCUGAUAAUACUGAAGAAUGUCAGGCUGAUGAUUCAAAAGCUAAAGAUACAGUCUACAGUUUCCUGUAUAACAGGCUGCAACUCAGUGAGCUCUUUCUUUCACCUAAUCAGCAUGGAUCAUGCUCAAUUUCUGGUAAACAUUACCUUAAACCAAAAUGCAAAGACAGUCCUAUGGACACCAAUAAAUCACUCCUUCCGUCCUGCAACCCAAACCAAGUAGACAUCGGAGAGGGAUUUAACCUUCGCAUCACAAUAAAUGCUGAUAGAGAAUUGUCCGCUGUCACGGAAUCACCCUCUCUGUCCAAGAGAUUUUCAGUGUCAGAAUGUCCUCAAGGAACUCAAGCCUCAACAACUGUACAGGAAAAUGAAAAGUUUAGCAACAACAGCAUGAUCAGUGAAAACACACCCAUUGACGGUGUUCUGAAAACAUCCACCUACUACACCACCUUCAACAGAGCACAUGCCCGCAAUGCCAAAUUAAUCAAAAUGAUGGCAGAGAAAUACAAAGGGAAGGAAAAUGCUUCAGUGAGGAUAAUGAGAAAUCAUCAACAUUCAAGAGUGAAAAAGAAAUUGAUCGUUGAAAAAUCCACCACUGACAUUCCAUACUCAGAAAUAUCAAGAUCAUCCCAUAAAGCCAUUACAGGCCAUAUGCAGAUGCCAUUUAUGCAGAGGGAAAAAGACUGUUUGAAUGUUUCCCACAAAAACUUGAAACGCAAAACCUUUUUCCCCAAUAAGGUCACAAGAAAUGCCAGAGAGAACAAACACAAAUCAUGUUUUACAUUUAAAUCAAAGGUUGCAGCUCACAAAAUGUCUGUGUCAGAUGACUUAAAGACCUCAACGCGAGUUCCCAUAACAUCAAAAAAAAGCACUAUCCUGAAGACGAUAAUAGAUUUUAGGAGAAAAAAACGUUGGGGGACAUUCAAUCACAACAGAAUGUACAGUCAAAGGAAUGUGUGGAAUGCUCCUGCAAAGUAUAUUACUUCCAGCCCAACGUCAGAUGAUAAUAAACAUCUGAGAGGUAAUCGUUUCGAGAAGAAACAUCUGAAGACACCAACGAGAGGGUUAGAAACAAAUAUGUCUAUGAGAGAUGGAAAUGAAAAGAUCAACGAGGAAAAGCAGAUAGCUGAUGCUGUUGACACAACCUUAACUUCGUCGACCAUAGAUAUAGUCAAUGAAGAGGCUGCAAAAUCUAAUUAUGGGAGCACUGCGAGCAACUUUGUGGAAGACAUUCAACACAUUGAGGAAGCAAAGGAUCUAUCUAAAAGCAGAACUAGCAAUGACGGCAAGCCACAUGACACAGAAACAUCUCAGGAAACCCAGAGCAAUUGCACUUCCCUUCAGAACAAAUUACCUCCACCGAAAUGCACCAAUAUCGUGGCUAUAAGUCAAGACAAUGAGGGAAUGACUGAGUUCAAAAAACAUGAGGUGGAUCUGCUGAAAGAAAAGGCAUUACAAGCUCAUACACACUCUAUAAAAGAGGUGGAAGAGGCCAACAGUGAUAUGGCGCCUGCUAAAGAGAUCAUUUCAGCUUCUGAGAACAUGGAGUUUCCCUUAGAUGCUGCCAUCAAGAUUCUUUGUGGCAGUGAGUUAAUUUCAAACACACCCAAACCACAGGAAGAGAUAGCUCGGGUGUUGCAGCACAAGUAUGGUCAAAUGGAGACAGAGAAAGCAGACACAUCAGAUAGAACCCAUUACUGCAACCCACUGGAACAAGAAGACACACCCUCCAAGGAAGUGAAACUCAUCAAUAGAUUAAGAGAUUACUUGACAAAUUUUGAGUACAUAGUUAGGAAACCCGAGCCAAAAACAUCAGAUACACUCUGUGAAACUGAGACAAAUUUGCCACAGAUUUGUGAAACUAUCCAGAAUAAUGUCAAUGACCAUAAGGAGAAACCAGUUCAUCUGGUUGUCCUUGACAGGGUGGAGUUGCGCAAUCUGAGACCUAAUGCAAUUCCUUUCCCAAUAAAGAUAUGCACUCCGAAUAUCAACACAAACAAUGACCUGAUUCAUAGUAAAGAACAGGAACACAAGGAGAAAACAAGAGGGAAUAAAACGAAUUAUUACAGAAUUCCUUGCAUUAGCCCUGAUAGUACUUCCAUGUUGGAAGUCCCUGAAAAGUCCACUCAAACUCCUAUGGACAAGAAAACAACUGAAGCAGAAAUCUCCACAAGUGUGCCUGACAUUAACCAUGGGAUUACAAUUGCAGAAAAUGAUGCCUCAAGAGAACAGCAAAGACAGCCAAAUUACACUAUUGAUGCAAACAACAUGAUCAUGCUCAAAGCACUAGCAGAAAUAGAACCAGAGAAUUCCGAAUUUUGUAAAACAAAAGAAAACACCAACCAGAAGCCAACAAGCCACAUUGUAAGGGUGAACACUAAGACUUUUCAUAGAAACUUCAGUGUGGCUGAUAUCUCAAAUGCACUAAAGCAUGGAGACAAAGUAACUUCCUUGGCCGAACUUUGCCCGUUGCGAACUGAAUGCAAAGUCAUGAUGCAGUACUUCAUCUUAAACUUUGAGGAAAAACAGAAUGUUGAGGUCAAUAGUACUAUCGUCUCAAGAGAUCAGAUUUUAGAGCGAUAUCUGGACCGUCCUCCUGUACCAAUGGAACUGAAGUACGAAGCGUUGAAUUCUUUCCUGGAACUGCAGAUAAUGAUGGAGGCCUGGCAAUUUGUAGAUAACAAGAUGCGAUUUUUGAGUGGACAAUCUACAUUUAGGAGUCUGCUGUGGUACGAUCCCACUCUGUAUGGGGAACUCUUUAAAGGGAAGGUGGGAUUACAGCAGCAGUCCUCUUUAUAUUCAUCUUUCCAACAAAGCCUCAUCAACGAAGGACCAAUUGCAUUGCAGAGGUACCAUUUAGCUGUCUCUACAUUGAAUGAACAGUUGAAAAGGGCCCCAGAAAUGUCUUAUUACAUGUAUCUCAAAAGCAAAAGAGAGAGGCUGGAGAUUGAGGCUGCAUUACGAAAUCCCUCAGACAUAGAGAGUUUCUUCCUCUCUGUACCACUGUCUUGCAUGGUCAAUUUUGGCGACAGUGUGGAAAGUUUACAGGGGGUCCAGAGGCUUGUGACUACUUUCACAGAGACUCCUGCAGACAAAUUAGAAGACGGAUUCGAUGUUGGAAAGGCUGAGCACCUUGCCAUGGUGUUCCGAUUUCUUCAGGAGAAAAUCUACUAUUUGAAAGCUUGCAGCAACACGAUGGUCAGCAAGACGUCUUGGUUUGGCAUGGAACACAUCAUGUAUGACGCUUCAAAGAUGCUGGUGUGGAGGAACACGAAACAGACAGGGUCAGAUGAGCUGCAGGCGAAAUACAAGAAAGCAAAUCCACAAAUUGUCUUUGGGGUGACAGAAUCUGGUGUCUCACUGUUGCAUACAAGCGUGUCAAAGAGGACCCAGCUCAUGGUUAAGACUGGGACCACAGCACAGAGAUUCAGAGGUCGGAGUCGGGGGAGGCCGCCUAUGGAGAACACUCGCUGUGCUGAGAAAAAAUAUCCUCAACAUGGGUCUUUGCCGAUAAUAGACCUCACAAAAUCCCCUAACAGGGAUAACCCAGAUGUAUACCACUGGGCCACACCCCCAAGCAACCCUGCAGGCCAUUUCCAGGCUUGGACACACCAAGAAAGCCUUGUCAAGAGCCAGGUAGUAAACUGGGGUGAAAGGUCACAUGAUACGCAAGCCAUGGAGAGGAAUAUCCCUGCAUCUUCCUUAUCCCGACCUGUGCCAACAUACCCUGAAAUCAGGGCCUGUCUAAGGACUAGUAAAAGUGGGACAGCGCCAAACUCACAGAUCCAGUUACCUGCCUCAAUGGGAGGGGUGGGAAGUAAAUCAGAUGGGAGGCAGCAGUGGGCCGUGAGCUGGGUUCCCCAUAACCCCCAGAACAUCACAGGAAGUGAUCUGAGGCCAAUGCAUCCUCUGUGGAUUGGUGUUGGGGACAAUGGUCAUCCCCCCAUUGGGGAGCCUGUCCUCUUAGAGCAAACUAAUCCGUCUUCCUGGUCUAGUCUGCCUUCUUCUCCUCCAUCUGUACCAGCAGGAAAUACAGCACAACAAUCUCUGCACUCCCUCCCAGCUCUCGCUACCACAACAAAUAAUUUCCCUCCCAUAUGUGAGCCCCUUCCUAUAAAUUACCCAUUUUUCCUCCUGAAUGGUCAGACCUAUUCCACUGCUAAUCCUGAAUUGUCCACAGCAACUCUUGAUAACAGAGGGAGAUUUCCUCGCUAUGUAGAGUAGUGCUGCUUCUUUCUCAACUUUUAUGGAACAGGUUAAUAAAGCAAAUAAGGACCUUUUGAAUAUAAGGAAGUGCUGGUGUUUACGUGUUUUAAAUACUGAACUGGAUCAGGAAACAAAUAUCAGUCAAAAAAGAAGGAACUCAAAGGGGAGUUGGAAACAAAAGGAUUUUAGUUAAUUUAUUUCAUGUUGAAUUCACUAUUUUAAGUUAAUUUAAUUAGUUUCAUGUUUGUUGUACUUUUUUGUUGUUGUUGUAACUAUUUUUUUUGUAUAUAAUCUCAAACACGUUGUCAAUUGCUGAUAAGCAAUAUCUGAUUGAAAGUGUCCUAUUUUCUGACCAAAAUGAAUUGUAUAAAGUGUUGCUAACUUAUUCCUCAAAGUGGAUUAUAUUGCUAUUUUGUAGUAUCGAAUUGUAAAUAAUAUUAUUUAAGUGUUUGGUUGAAUUUUAAAGACCGCUUUUGGUUAUUAUCUUGUUUGCUUUACUCAGGAUUUUUGUGCUUGUCAUGUUUUGGCUACUGCUUGAGGCUUUGUUUUGUAAUUAAGUGUAGCAUUGGCAAACUUAACCCUUAAUAACUAUUUCCCCAGCAGAUUUUUUUUGUGUGGGUUUACUGACAAAUAAAAUAUAUUUGUACAAAUCCA